AUGUCUGAUAAACCACAGCUAGCUGAAAAGCAUUCAAUGGAUAUUCCCCAUGUGACAUCCAUUGAAUUCCCUUUAAAUGUAAAAAAUCCAGAACGGGCAAUUUCCAUGAUUGGUGGGAAACAAAAAAUAACGAAAGCCAUCAAUGCCCAACCAGUCAAUACUAGACUUAACUUAUCGAUGGAAAACACCCUUGAAUUGCGAUUAAGGAAUGAUCCAUUCCAUCAUCCGAUUCAAUCACUGAUGACUAAUGAUGAAAGGAUAUUAAUGAAGGUAUCUAUACCUAAAAAUAGCUUACCUCCAGAUUAUUAUGAAAAUCCCCAGAAAUAUUCCAUUAAGGAAUUAUUGGAAAGGAAUGAACGAAAUAAACGGACUCCAAAGGCUAGGGUACAACCUGUCGCUAUCAUUGAUAGAAUAUAUCUGUUUAAAGCCAUUGCUGAUUUUCAAAUCUCAACUAAGAAUAAUAAAUUUGUUCAAGAUUUUAAUAAUUCGGUACUUAAUGGGAAAAGUUAUGCUAGUGUAAGUAAUUAUAUGAACAGCAAUAAGAAUUUUAUUGGAUUGGAUGAUUAUAAGGAUGAACAUUAUGUUGACAAUACUGAUCAUCAAUUCCCUCCUCCACCUGUACUUUCACCGAUUAGGUUCCCAUUUGAUUAUAGAUAUCAAAAGAACCCAUUAACCACUGCCGUCAAGGAUCUAGAAAGUGGAGAAAUCAAAGUUGUUCCAACAAGAGAUAGACUUCGAUUAUAUACAAAAAUGAUUGAAUAUCAUAAAACAGAAAUCCCAACUGAAGCAGCCCCUGAAUUAAUUGAAAACUUAAAGAAUUUAAGAAAAAGAAAACUACCUUCAAAUAGUCCUGAUUUAGGGUUAUUACAAUGCAUAGAUAUAUUGAAUGAAUUAUUUGAGACUAAACCAAUAUGGUUGAGAAAACAAUUACGAGAUAUUGUUCCUGACGAUUUAGGUAAAUAUAUCAAAUUAGCCCUUCCCUAUAUUUCAUAUAUUUAUAAAAGUGGACCUUGGAGAUUUUGUAAUAUUAAAUUUGGGUAUAAUCCAAAAAAUGAUCCUACUUACUGGAUCCAUCAAAGUGAAUAUUUCCGUAUCCCAGGAUUAAAUUUCUCUUCCGCCAGUAGAGAUAUCAGUAAGAAAAUAGUUCCUCAAACUAUCAUUGAGACCAAUAAACAAAAUAAUAAAACUGGUAAAAACGCAAAAGAAUAUGAAAUUCCAGAACAUAUGUUUUUCAAUGGUGUUACAUUGCCUUCCACCGUGACGUAUCAAAUUGGAGAUAUUUUGGAUUUGGAUAUUAACACAAUUAUCGAAGAUCAUAGGCAACACAUGGGUUCCGAUUUCCUACGUGAAACAUGUGAUUUCCAAGAUGGUUGGAUAAAUAGACAGACUAUGGAAGUUAUUAGACGGAUUAUUAGAUAUAAAUUGAAUAGAAUGGUAAAGGAAGAACCUAUUGAUCAAAACAAGAUCUAUAAGAUUAUUAAUACAGAUUAUGUCGUGGCUGAAGAAGAAGUUAAGGAAGAUGAGGAUGAGGCUGAAGGAGAAGGGGAUGAGGCAGAAGAUGUUGAAAUGGAAGGAGAUGAUGAUGAUAUUGAUGUAGAAGUUCAGGAAGAAGCGUUGAAUGAGGAAGAAGAUGAGGAUGUCAAUAUGACUGUGGAUGAAACUGGCGUUUUGAAUAAACUUGAUCAGUUAAGUAUUGAUGCUUCUAAAAAGUUGAGCAAUUUGAUUGGGUUUAUUAAACAGGAUACAUUAGAAUCGUAA
This is a messenger RNA of Hemisphaericaspora subhashii, 1758 nucleotides long. RefSeq names its product transcription factor TFIIIC subunit. Gene Ontology annotation, cellular component: transcription factor TFIIIC complex. The transcript has a single exon. Lineage: Eukaryota; Fungi; Ascomycota; Pichiomycetes; Serinales; Debaryomycetaceae. Gene Ontology annotation, biological process: transcription initiation at RNA polymerase III promoter. The record is from RefSeq and is a predicted model, not a curated record. Bases 1 to 1758 code for a protein of 585 amino acids.